UUCUAUGGAUGCAUCUCUGCAUGGGCUGUUAGCGGGUCAACAGCCAUUUUCUUACACACUUAAUGAAAAACACGACAUGUGCAGCUAAUUUUGGUUUAUAUCUGAUAGCAAAUAGGGUACUAUUCUUAUAGAACGUACUGGUAUAUUUGGGUUUUUUGGUGUACUUGUCGUCGUUUUAGCUAACAUUAGCCGCGGUAGCCCGGUGCGUGUCGAGGACGAAGGUUGACAAAAUGUCAAGACCACGGUCCAGAUCACCACGUUACAGGAGGUUCCCAUGGGAGGAACCCGACUUUGAUCCUCACAAAGUCAUUGCCGAACUGGACGGGAAUCCGUCGGACAGGAGCUACCGCCACAGAGAAGAUCCUGAAGAACAUUGGGACUACUUCAGGGAGGACAUGUACCCUGAAGGCCAGAGAAGAUCUCCUCCUUUUCCAGAUGACCGUCGGUUUAGGCAUCAACGUCAUCCAAAUCAGGAGGAGUUUUACCGUAGGAGGCCAUCACCCCAUCAUGAUGGGAUGGGCUUUGAUGAUGACCGGAGGCUUUCCCCACCACAUGAUGGAGAAGGAGAAGUAGAGAAACGCAGAGGAGGCUUCAAAGAACUCUUCCAGCAAUUUGAAAACCGGGGGAGGUCGCCACAGUCGCCUCUGAGGUUGAAAAGAGAAAGAUUGCCACAGACACCAAGGUCUCACUCAGACCACCAGCAGAGAGAGCCUGGGUUAGGCUGGAGGAGAGAGGAGGAGGGCAGAGGUCGAGGGAGGUUCAGUGACCUCAGUCCCAGUGCAAGGUCAGACGACCAAAGAGCGGGAGCAGGUAGGGAAAGAGGGAGGAGGAACACACAGGGUCCUGAUAGGGACAGGCGAAGAGAGGAUUCACAUCAAGAGAGGACCCCUCCCUUUAAAAGGCAAAGAAGAGAAAUGGAUGACACCACUCAUCUUGGGUACAGGAAUGAGAUGGACUUUGGGGAACAGCAUUACUCAGUGGACACACCCAGAGAUAGGUUUGGAGGAGACACUCAGGGGAGCCUCCCCCGUGGAGACAAUCGGCACUUGGGACCACUUGUCAUUGAACAUGAUCAUGGCAUCACAAACAGAAGAGAACCUUCACGGCGGGAACAAUUUGAUGAUCGCGGAGGUCCUGACCCUGACUUUAAUCGACAGAGGAGUCCCCGUCCAAUAGGCUCCUCUCAGGAGCGUUUCAGGAUGUCGGACAGCAGUUUGGAUGAUCGGGAAGCUGCAAGAGGACACCAUUUUCAAGAUAAGUGGAGAGACUCCAACUAUAACGAAACUAGGCGGAACCCUGUGCCACAAGAUAGACCAAACCCUGUGAGAUAUGGUAAUCGAGGUGGUGUCAUGAACAACAGGGGGAGGGGUGGUCCUCGUCCAGCGAGAGGGCAGUUUAGUCGCGGGCAGGGUGGAAGAACUGGACCACCCAGGAGUCAACCACGCUUUCAGCAGUCCUCACAGGGAUAUCAAGAUCUUCCACAUGACCAGCCCUUCAGGGAAGAUUCUUAUGAGGAUCCCCAUGAAGGUGAGCCUGACUGGGUAGAAGAAGACCAACCUCAGCAGUGGGAACCUCACAGGCCUGGACGUCUGGACCAGCACCUUCAGAGAGAUGACAUGGACCCCAAAAUGCCUCGUCAGAGGGAGCGAGGAUGGAACGACCAGAAAAACAACAACAUGACUGUUGUCUCAGAGGAAACGUUAACCAUCAAAGUGGACAUGAGCCGACCAGUAAACAAAAACAGCUCCCUGUGUUACUCCUCAGACAGGCAGCUCUCUUUAGACCUGGUCAAUGUGGGUCGCCAGCGUCUGGACUUCCUGCCCAUGCUGGAGCACUCUGGGACGUACCGGGAGAGUGCCAUGCACACUGGGACUUUUGCCCAGGAAAUCAUCACACUGGUGCACCAUGUCAAAGAGCAGUAUUUCAGAGAUGGUGGGGUCACCCUGAAUGAGCGAUUCUCAUCGCCCCAAAAAGGCGGCUACCUUGAAGAGGAGACAGAGGAGCUGACGUUGGACGAGAGGUUCAGUUCGAACCGAGGCUUCAGUUUAAACAUGAACUCGCUGCUUGAUGAAGACGAUGAGCCUCUGUUCACCAGACUGGGACCCUUGCAGCCGGUUCGAGGCCCGGGGGAUCUGAGGCACGACCUGGAGAGGAGGAGACAGGAGAGGCUGGAGGGGGUUAAAGUCACAAUAUCAGGGAACAGCAUGUCACAACACCCCCUGGGUCCAGUCAGCGAGCUGGGUUUAGAGUACAGUGACAAGGACGAAAUGUCUCACAUGGAAGAUGAAGGAUUCUCCAACUGGCCAGAGGAGCAAGGCAGGAGGCGAGAAGGCAACAUGGGACCAAGGAGAGGAGGAGCUCCCUUCAGGCCAAACACUGCCUCCCAACGUAGGAACAAUCGCCCUAUCAAUCGACUUGGACCGAUGAGGCGACCGAACAACCGCAACAACCCUGCAGGUCCUAACUGGUGAUUGGACACUGGAAAGUAUCCUGUUUUGGAUGCUGCUCAUUUGUUGAUGACUUUUAAAACUAUUUGUCAAAACCGGCCACCUAAAAGGAUUUUGUCUUCUUCCCUGGCUGAAUUGUUUUGAUUUUUAUCAGCAGCACAAUGUUGUUCUAACUGUGAAGAAAUCUCUGCUGUGUCAGUGUUCACCAACGGGGAGCAGCAGACUAACUGAUAAGUUUGAUUAAGCUGAAAGAUGAUUCACAUUCUAAAACUUCUGUACACACCUGCUCUGUCCUUCUGUCCAUCUUUCUUUGUGUCUGUCUGUUGUUGUUUUUUUGCUGUCUAUAUUUUCACAUUUGACACUUUCCCAUGUACAUGAUGUGGAUGAUUUCUAUUUUUUAAAUGAAAUGGUCGUCAUCUCUUAGGAUGAUGUUGGUUUAAAAUGUUGACAGCUGUAUCGUUGCAGAUCUCGCUGAAGCACAAGGUGACAUUAAUAAAAUACACGAUGCUCAUGUGAAGUUAAAGGACUUUAAAAUGACUGUGAUUUCCUGCCGUCAGAACAUUAUCACAUCCUUCUGCCCAGUUAUCAGUGAAGUACACAUCCCUCGUGACAGUUUAACUGCUUGUUGAUAACUUAGUUCUGUUGUUAAUGUUGUUUCUCCUCUGUCUCAGUUUCAUCACAUCUGUACACAUUAUAAUUAUGUAACACCAGCCUCACUAUCAGUGACAUGUGGCAGUGUCCAUAAUAAAUAAAACAUUUGACAUCUUUA
This is a messenger RNA of Epinephelus lanceolatus (giant grouper), 3216 nucleotides long. RefSeq lists its product as uncharacterized. Gene Ontology annotation, molecular function: DNA binding; transcription coregulator activity. Gene Ontology annotation, cellular component: mediator complex. Lineage: Eukaryota; Metazoa; Chordata; Actinopteri; Perciformes; Serranidae. Gene Ontology annotation, biological process: positive regulation of transcription by RNA polymerase II. The record is from RefSeq and is a predicted model, not a curated record.